Gorilla gorilla gorilla (western lowland gorilla) is the source of this 2882-nucleotide messenger RNA. It is a transcript of the gene SSH3, whose product is annotated as slingshot protein phosphatase 3. Gene Ontology annotation, molecular function: phosphatase activity; actin binding. The record is from RefSeq and is a predicted model, not a curated record. The transcript has 14 exons. The coding region runs from base 199 to 2178 and encodes 659 amino acids. Gene Ontology annotation, biological process: protein dephosphorylation; negative regulation of actin filament polymerization. NCBI's taxonomy places the organism in Eukaryota, Metazoa, Chordata, Mammalia, Primates, Hominidae.
GGGCGGGGCCCGGCCGCCCUGAGAGGCUCCGCAGGCCCGGCUGGGCGAGUGUCUGGCCCUUUAAGGGCCGCCCCCGAGGAGGUGCCAGGCCCGGGUGGCGCCGUCCGUCCUUCCUGGUCCUGCGGGUCCAGGACUGUCCGCGGGGUUGAGGGAAGGGGCCGUGCCCGGUGCCAGCCCAGGUGCCCGCGGCCUGGCUCCAUGGCCCUGGUCACAGUGAGCCGUUCGCCCCCGGGCAGCGGCGCCUCCACGCCCGUGGGGCCCUGGGACCGGGCGGUCCAGCGAAGGAGUCGACUCCAGCGAAGGCAGAGCUUUGCGGUGCUCCGUGGGGCUGUCCUGGGACUGCAGGAUGGAGGGGACAAUGAUGAUGCAGCAGAGGCCAGUUCUGAGCCAACAGAGGAGGCCCCGAGUGAGGAGGAGCUCCGCGGGGACCAGAUGGACUUUGGGCAAGGAUCCCAGAGUCCCCAGAAACAGGAGGAGCAGAGGCAGCACCUGCACCUCAUGGUGCAGCUGCUGAGGCCACAGGACGACAUCCGCCUGGCAGCCCAGCUGGAGGCAGCCCGGCCUCCCCGGCUCCGCUACCUGCUGGUAGUUUCUACACGAGAAGGAGAAGGUCUGAGCCAGGAUGAGACAGUCCUCCUGGGCGUGGAUUUCCCUGACAGCAGCUCCCCCAGCUGCACCCUGGGCCUGGUCUUGCCCCUCUGGAGUGACACCCAGGUGUACUUAGAUGGAGACGGGGGCUUCAGCGUGACGUCUGGUGGGCAAAGCCGGAUCUUCAAGCCCAUCUCCAUCCAGACCAUGUGGGCCACGCUCCAGGUAUUGCACCAAGCAUGUGAGGCAGCUCUAGGCAGCAGCCUUGUACCGGGUGGCAGUGCCCUCACCUGGGCCAGCCACUACCAGGAGAGACUGAACUCCGAACAGAGCUGCCUCAAUGAGUGGACGACUAUGGCCGACCUGGAGUCUCUGCGGCCUCCCAGCGCAGAGCCUGGCCGGUCCUCAGAACAGGAGCAGAUGGAGCAGGCGAUCCGUGCUGAGCUGUGGAAAGUGUUGGAUGCCAGUGACCUGGAGAGUGUCACUUCCAAAGAGAUCCGCCAGGCUCUGGAGCUGCGCCUGGGGCUCCCCCUCCAGCAGUACCGUGACUUCAUCGACAACCAGAUGCUGCUGCUGGUGGCACAGCGGGACCGAGCCUCCCGCAUCUUCCCCCACCUCUACCUGGGCUCAGAGUGGAACGCAGCAAACCUGGAGGAGCUGCAGAGGAACAGGGUCACCCACAUCUUGAACAUGGCCCGGGAGAUUGACAACUUCUACCCUGAGCGCUUCACCUACCACAAUGUGCGCCUCUGGGAUGAGGAGUCGGCCCAGCUGCUGCCGCACUGGAAGGAGACGCACCGCUUCAUUGAGGCUGCAAGAGCACAGGGCACCCACGUGCUGGUCCACUGCAAGAUGGGUGUCAGCCGCUCGGCGGCCACAGUGCUGGCCUAUGCCAUGAAGCAGUAUGAAUGCAGCCUGGAGCAGGCCCUGCGCCACGUGCAGGAGCUCCGGCCCAUCGCCCGCCCUAACCCCGGCUUCCUGCGCCAGCUGCAGAUCUACCAGGGCAUCCUGACGGCCAGCCGCCAGAGCCAUGUCUGGGAGCAGAAAGUGGGUGGGGUCUCCCCAGAGGAGCGCCCAGCCCCUGAAGUCUCUACACCAUUCCCACCUCUUCCGCCAGAACCUGGGGGUGGUGGGGAGGAGAAGGUUGUAGGCAUGGAAGAGAGCCAGGCAGCCCCAAAAGAAAAGCCUGGGCCACGGCCACGUAUCAACCUCCGAGGGAUCAUGAGGUCCAUCAGUCUUCUGGAGCCCUCCUUGGAGCUGGAGAGCACCUCAGAGACCAGUGACAUGCCAGAGGUCUUCUCUUCCCACGAGUCUUCACAUGAAGAGCCUCUGCAGCCCUUCCCACAGCUCGCAAGGACCAAGGGAGGCCAGCAGGUGGACAGGGGGCCUCAGCCUGCCCUGAAGUCCCGCCAGUCAGUGGUUACCCUCCAGGGCAGUGCCGUGGUGGCCAACCGGACCCAGGCCUUCCAGGAGCAGGAGCAGGGGCAGGGGCAGGGGCAGGGAGAGCCCUGCAUUUCCUCUACGCCCAGGUUCCGGAAGGUGGUGAGACAGGCCAGCGUGCAUGACAGCGGAGAGGAGGGCGAGGCCUGAGCCCUCACACACACCCACGCUCCCCUGACACUAAAGAGGAUCCACAACUCCUUGGAGAAACACCCUCAACGUCUGUCGCCACACACAUUCCUCUCAGCUCCGCCCCAUACCCGUCACUACAGCCUCACCUCCCACCCGUCACUACGGCCUCACCUCCCACCCCUGUCACUACAGCCUCACCUCCUACAGCCUUAAGUCCCAGGCCCAUGUCCGCCUGUCCAAGGGCUCAAGACUUUCUAACUGGGAUGUGGUAGAGGGACUGAAGGUGCCUUUGGGGGCAACAGCACCCUAGUUUCAUUCUCAACUCUAGCCCUGCACACUCACCUGUGGCACGGAAUGAAAACAGAGCUUCCAGUGCAAAAAGGGUCACGCCUCCCACCCCCACCCCCUCCCUGCACCUCCUGUCCUCUCCCAGUUCAUUCCUGGAACCAGCCAGGCCAGGCAACCAGUGGCCCCCAAAGGCAGGCAGGAUACUCAGGCCCCAGCCGCGGGAGGCUGGAAGGGCUGGCAGGUUGCUUCCCUCAUCCACCUCGACCGGUCCAGGUCUUUGCUGCUGUCCCCAGACCUCCUGUGACACCACGCCAGAUCACAGGGCACCAGGCCAGAGAUAGUCUUCUUUUUGUCCUUUCUGGCCUCUGGCUAGUCAGUUUUUCAUAGCCUUACAGUAUCUGGCUUUGUACUGAGAAAUAAAACACAUUUUCAUA